GUGGAAAAUCUGACUCGUAAAGCCCAACUUCAGGAGUUAGAGCUGGAAAGAACUACUAAACAACUAAAGGAUGCGAUAGCAAUUGCACGGGAAGAGACUGCAAAAUGCAAAGCAGCGAAAGAAGUGAUCAAGUCACUUACUGCCCAACUGAAGGACAUGGCUGAAAGGCUGCCCGUGGGCACAGCUCGAAAUGGCAAAUUUCCUUCCUUCACUUCCUUUGGCUCCAAUCCUGCUACCAUGGAUGUUUCAAAUGCUUCUAUUGACCUAGUGAAUGGUCAAACUAUGCGCCAAGAACUGGAUUCAAAUGGAUCAAAUGGCCAAUUACUUUCUAAUGGGUCAAGCACUGCUAGUAAAGGCAGUUCAGGUCACAGCAGAGCAGGACAUUCAGAUGGAACAGCAAGAAGUGGAAGCCGAAUGAAAGAAGGUGAUCCUCGGAAUGACAAUGAAUGGGUUGAGCAAGAUGAGGCCGGCGUUUAUAUUACACUCACAUCCUUACCUGGAGGUGUGAAGGACCUUAAGCGUGUUCGCUUCAGUCGCAAGCGCUUUAGUGAGAAACAAGCAGAACAAUGGUGGGCGGAGAAUCGGGCAAGAGUAUACGAACAAUACAACGUGCGCAUGGUUGACAAGUCAAGCAUUGGUGUAGGGAGUGAGGAUUUGGCGCAUUGACAUUGUUGGAACAUCUUAUGUAAAUGUUCUAUUUUUUUUUCAUACACUCGUGCUUCAGCACUGGGAAAGUGAUAUUUUGAUCAGUUAGGUCUGGCUUUCAUCAUAUUAAGCAUUGGAAGUGAGGGGGUGCCGUAAGAGGGGAGAGAGAGAGAGUAGAGAUUUCUUUUCCUUUGGCUUUGUCACCUAAUUUUGCUCUUUCAUUUUUUUCACUUAAAACACGUAUGGUGUGGAGGUUGAGAGGUGGGAAAUGUAAAUUCUUGGAGAUGUGCUUGCUCCUGUUGAAAGCAACAGCUUUGUAAAUUUCCAUAAGCGAAUGCAUUUUCAG
Ilex paraguariensis (yerba mate) is the source of this 991-nucleotide messenger RNA. Lineage: Eukaryota; Viridiplantae; Streptophyta; Magnoliopsida; Aquifoliales; Aquifoliaceae. The record is from the annotation of a GenBank genome assembly.